This is a messenger RNA of Mercenaria mercenaria, 1697 nucleotides long. RefSeq lists its product as uncharacterized. Lineage: Eukaryota; Metazoa; Mollusca; Bivalvia; Venerida; Veneridae. The transcript has 2 exons. The record is from RefSeq and is a predicted model, not a curated record. Bases 147 to 1319 code for a protein of 390 amino acids.
UUUGAUAUUUAUUUCAUCAUUUUUUUUAAUGUCAGAAAUGACAAAUAUCACCGGUUGCCAUAAUUGAUGUUCACAGCUUGCUGAUAAACCAUCUUGCGUGUGCUUCCCUAUCAUUUUUACAUGUUAUUGUAGGAUCGUUCAUUCAAAUGGUACAGAAAAUGAAGUUUGUUAUUCUUGUGUCCAUAUUAUCUGUAUGCUUUGGAGCACCUAACUUUCCAAGCCAAAGGGGACACGUCAGGGGAUUUGGUGGUGAAAGCUUCAGCGGAGGUGCUUCUUUAACGGUGAGAAGCGGUGGAGGUGUUGAUCCUGCAUAUACAGGUGGCAGCGGCCCUUCAUAUUUGACUAGCAGUGUAGGAGGAGGCCAACCAUAUAUAGGCAGAAGAGGAGGCGGUAGUUGGGGAGGACCUCCAAUGACUGCUGGAAGCGGAGUUAUGGGUGGAGGAAGUCAUAGUGGCGGUAGACAUCAUAUGGGUGGUGGUAGCAGAGCAUCAUAUAUGGGCGGAGGGAGUAGCAGUGGGGGAGGACCUCAUAUGGUUGGUGGUAGUGGAGGGACAUUUAUGGGCGUUGGGGCUGGUGGUCCGUCCGCUGGAAGUGGUGGAGUACAAAGUGGUAGUUUUCCAUCUGCAGGUCACAGUGGCAGUUUUGGUCAUUCCGGUUUCAGUAGAACAGGAAGUGGUCAUACUAGACAAUCAGGGUCACCUGGUGCUAGUGGUACAGCAGGAACAGGAAUGGCACGUGGACAAGGAGGGCGAGGUGGAGGCAACGGUGGUAGUAGUCAACCACGUGAAGGGUAUAUAGGUGCACGAGGUGGUCAAAACGGCUUUCCGGUUCAUGGCGGUUAUUGUGCUGGGCAGAUGUGCGCUGAUGGUGGUUUAUCGGCUGGUGUUGGCAAUGGUAUCGGAAUGGGAACUGAAAGAAUGAUGGAGGAAAGGUUAAGAACAGGUCGAAACGAAGACAUUAGAGCGUAUGAAAGGAUGACCGGUGGCCCUGCGGCUGGAGGAGGUGGAGCCAUGGGUGGACAUACGGGUGGAGGAAUGCCUGGUAUGGGUGGACAUAUGGGUGGAGGAAUGCCUGGUAUGGGUGGGCAUAUGGGAGGAGGAAUGCCAGGUAUGGGUGGCCCAAUGGGAGGAGGAAUGCCUGGUAUGGGUGGACAUAUGGGAGGAGGAAUGCCUGGUAUAAGUGGCUCAAUGGGAGGAGGAAUGCCUGGUAUGGGUAGCCCAAUGGGAGGAGGAAUGUUUAGCAUGGGUGGUCCGAUGGGAGGUGGUGGGAUGUCUAUGAUGGGCGGUCCAAUGGGAGGUGGAAUGUAUAGUAUAGGUUAAAUGGACACUGGAAUAAGAAUGUCUAGCGGCCAUGGUCGAAUAUAAACAUUAAGAUUUCCAAAUGUCAUUGUAAGUAAUAGGGUGUUGGGGUAUCAAAGAAUAUCAUUUAAAUUGGUUCCGAUAAAACGAUAGGGAAGUUCAGUUUUUACAAAGACGAAAUCCAUUCUUCAGCAAAAUUUAUAAUAAUAAGUAUAAGCACUAAGAUGCUUUUGUAGAUAGUAAAAUGUUUAAAAAAACAAAUUAUGCGUGUUUGCAAUUUUUUUAUGUACGUUAUGUUUUGAAUUUUGUUUUUUUCUUAUCCAGAUGACUAACUCUUAAUUGUUACAGUAAUUUAUGAAGUUACUUUAUUUCCGUUAAAGAAUAAAAAAGUGCAAUAUG